AUGAAACUCUUGAAUAAUUGGAGUUGGCUCUUGUUCUUCUACUUUCUAGUAAAUAUUAUUGAAGGGAGAGAUUGGCUGGUGGAUAAAAUAACCGAUGUCACAACACUAACCAAGACGCCAGCAGGUACAUUACUCCUUUCGAAUACGUUGAUUAGUCGAGAAUUCCUACUUGAACCUGACUUUGCAACUAUCGACUUUCGAGAUUUGCACGCGACUGAUUCCAGUUUGUUACGAUGCGUCAAACCUGAAGCUGUGAUAACAUUAGAUACAAUUCAAUAUGCGAUUGGCGGAGUGAAACCCAACACCCAAUGUGCAUAUUUCAAUCGAACAGAUUUUUGGAAAAAUAAACAAUUAGAUGUAAAAGCAUUCCACUUUUCGACCUACGAAGUCGGAACACCUAAAGCUCCCUUCUCAUACACACCAAAACGUUUUGCUCCAAGUGAUAUACAAUGGCCACCGAAAGGCAUUCAUUUGAGUGUCUAUUUCAAAGCACCAUACUAUGCACCAUUAUUCCAUAAGUAUGUUACUGUGGUUGUCAAUUAUGAAAUGUACGAUGGCAUACCAUUACUUUCUAAAUGGAUCGAUGUUAUUGAUACGAGUGGUCGAGGUGAUAUUGAUCUUUCGUUCAAUUCAGUAGAAAUUCUAGCUGUAAACCAACCAUGGUCUCCUUUUGGUCAUUCAUGGUUAUAUAUUGAAGAUGAUCAACCAGCGGGUCAUGGCACAAAUGUUUUAUGGACAAAUGAUGUCGAAGUCAAUACAAUUCCAGGCUCAUUUCCACCUUUGGUUAAUUGUACGUAUCAAACUGAUCAUCCAAUCAUUGUUCCACUCGUAACGCAGUUAUCGUCGUUUCGCGUACAUGAACUUGUCAUUGGUUCAUCUGAUGUAGAACGUGUUGCUCUGUCUAAGCACCGUCUAAUUCGUUUAUUAGCACCUCAUACGCAAGAAAAUCCAAUUUUCUUUCACAUGAUUAAUGGAAGUUCACCAGCAUUUCGUCAAGCUAUCGAUCAAAUGGCUGAGGUGGGCUUUGAAAUGCUUAUUUACUCCUUUGGAUCUGGCUUUGACAUGGAAUCCAGCAAUGAAAAAUACAUCGAACAAAUCACGAGCGAUAUCGCUUAUGCCAAGAGUAAAAACAUUGAAGUUGGUGGCUACGAUUUAAUUGCAUUAACACGUGAAGUGCAACCGUCAUGGAUGGCCAUUGAUCCACACACUGGUAAACCACGUGACAGUGCAUGCUUCGCAUCGGGAUGGUACGAUUAUCUGUUGAAUCACACAUUGACAUUUAUGGAUCGUACUGGUCUGAUCAUGGUAGAAACGGAUGGUCCGUAUGGUGGAUAUUCAUGCGCAUCGACUACUCAUAGUCAUCAUCGAAAUAAUGAUGACAGUAUUUAUCGACAGAAUAUUCUACAAGGAAACUUUUUCCGUACACUUCGUGAACGUUCGGUAUAUAUUAAUCAACCUGAUUACUAUUUCUAUGAAGGCGGAUCAAAAACUGGAAUGGGUUAUAACGAAGAGCAAUAUUCUUUACCACGAUGGAUGGAUAUAAGUGUGUCUAGACAAGGAAUGUUCGAUGAUACAUACGAACGAAUUCCAACAAUAGGCUGGAUGUUUGUCCCUUUGACUGUCUAUCAUGGUGGUGGUGCAGCAGCGCAGUUCGAGCCACUGGUCGCUCACCAAAUCGAAUACGAAUGGGCGUUAGCACAAUAUCUAGGUGCGGGUGUCGCUGCUUGCUAUCGAGGUUAUCGUUUAUACGAUACAAAUGCUACGAAAGCAUUAGUAACAAAGUGGGUUAAUUUUUAUAAAAAAUAUCGGCCCAUUCUCAUUCGUGAUAUUAUUCAUGUCCGUCGUGCUGAUAUGCAAUCAAUUGACAGCUACAUGCAUGUGGAUCCAUAUUCCAAUGAUAUCAAGGGCUUAGCUAUGGUAUUCAAUCCGACAUCAAAUCCAAUAGAUACGAACUUAGUCCUCCCACUCUAUUAUACUGGUUUAACUGAUGUAGCACAAGUGUCUGAACAGGAAAAUCCUUGGAAAAACUAUACCUUAGCUCGGGAUUACCAUAUUGAUUUACCUAUUUCUCUACCAGCACUUGGAAUAACUUGGUUCCUGAUCAAAUGA
Adineta ricciae is the source of this 2109-nucleotide messenger RNA. The record is from the annotation of a GenBank genome assembly. NCBI's taxonomy places the organism in Eukaryota, Metazoa, Rotifera, Eurotatoria, Adinetida, Adinetidae.